UUUCGUCAUCCUCAACCUCAAGCAAGCACGUUGGGAUUCUUUUCGCCUUACAGACCGACCCUCUUCGAGCGAGCGCGAUAGAUAUAGAGAAGAAGAAGAAGAAGAAGAAGAAGAAGAAGAAAGGGUUUUGAUUGUGAAUGCUUGUUAUCCAUAUCGUCAAAAAAAAAAAAUCGCCAUACAAAAGUUAAGAUUUUUUGAGUGAGGUGAAAUUUAAGGGGUUGGAAAAAAAUGGGAGGUUCAUCAGAUACGAAGUUCCUGCAAGACUUGCUAUUGUACGCGGCCAGCGCUGCUAUGAGUUGCCUGGUUCUCUUCGUUGGAUUACGACAACUUGACCCAACCCGGGAGGCUUCCAAAAAGGUCCUCGAACACAAGAAAGAGAUUGCCAAGCGUCUUGGUCGACCCCUUGUCCAGACCAACCCUUACGAGGAUGUUAUAGCAGGUGACGUUAUAAAUCCUGAUCACAUCGAUGUGGAGUUUGACUCUAUUGGGGGAUUGGAAACAAUCAAGCAAGCUCUGUUUGAGCUUGUUAUACUGCCUCUGAAAAGACCGGACUUGUUUUCUUAUGGUAAGCUUCUUGGACCUCAAAAGGGCGUCCUGUUGUAUGGUCCUCCAGGAACUGGGAAAACCAUGCUUGCGAAAGCAAUUGCUAAGGAGUCAGGAGCUGUUUUUAUUAAUGUGAGGAUAUCAAACCUGAUGAGCAAGUGGUUUGGUGAUGCCCAAAAGCUUGUGACUGCUGUAUUUACCCUUGCUAAUAAGCUCCAGCCUGCCAUCAUAUUCAUUGAUGAGGUUGACAGUUUUUUGGGUCAACGUCGUACAUCGGAUCAUGAGGCUUUAUUAAACAUGAAAACUGAGUUUAUGGCUCUAUGGGAUGGAUUUACCACAGAUCAUAAUGCUCGAGUUAUGGUCCUUGCAGCUACCAAUCGUCCUUCUGAACUUGAUGAAGCAAUACUUCGACGCCUUCCUCAAGCUUUUGAAAUUGGAAUUCCAGACCAGAGGGAGAGAGCUGCAAUAUUGAAGGUUAUCUUAAGGGGAGAGAGGGUUGACGAAGGCAUAGACUUUGAUUAUAUAGCUAGCUUAUGUGACGGUUAUACUGGGUCAGAUCUGUUUGACCUUUGCAAGAAGGCUGCCUAUCUUCCUAUUCGAGAACUACUAGAUGAAGAGAAGAAGGGAAAACGUUCUUCCGUGCCUAGGCCUUUGUCGCAGUUGGAUUUGGAGAAGGUCCUUGACACUUCCCAGAAGACGAAGGCUGCUGCAAGUGCAUACAGUGGGUUGUCAUCAUCAAGAUGGACACCAAGUGAGUCAGAAUAAGCUUAAGAUUCAUCAAGAGGAUGCUGUAAGCAAGUUGCCAACAACCAUCAAUGAUUGAGACCCUCGGGGGAAAUAAACUGGCAUUGAAAUGUGUUCGGCAUGGUUAUUACUUUUAAGCAUUGUGGGUCAGUAAUAAUCCUUGUGUUUUUGUUGUCUUUCUGGUCCACCCACAUAAGAUGAUGAUUAACUCAAACCCGUAGAAAAAGGUUGAAAGCUCUUCCCAAUCUCAUUCAUUGAUUAUAUAUUUAUAUAUGGUUUAGGACCACAAGUCUGUACUUUAUCUUUUCUCUCGAACAUAUUUAUACAGUGGAAACAGGACCACUAGUGAGGGCUGUACUAUGUGUGGCUUGGUUGAUGCUCCUCCCUCGUGGUUCCAUAAUUACUAAACCACUUUUUUAAUUUAAGGUUAGAGGGUUAAAAAAGUGUAAAAAAGUGAACAUGGAA
This is a messenger RNA of Arachis duranensis, 1752 nucleotides long. RefSeq lists its product as uncharacterized. Gene Ontology annotation, cellular component: mitochondrial outer membrane. The record is from RefSeq and is a predicted model, not a curated record. The coding region runs from base 229 to 1308 and encodes 359 amino acids. Gene Ontology annotation, molecular function: ATP hydrolysis activity; ATP binding. The transcript has 6 exons. Lineage: Eukaryota; Viridiplantae; Streptophyta; Magnoliopsida; Fabales; Fabaceae.